Ruditapes philippinarum (Manila clam) is the source of this 1494-nucleotide messenger RNA. RefSeq lists its product as uncharacterized. The record is from RefSeq and is a predicted model, not a curated record. NCBI's taxonomy places the organism in Eukaryota, Metazoa, Mollusca, Bivalvia, Venerida, Veneridae. Bases 401 to 1087 code for a protein of 228 amino acids. The transcript is spliced from 3 exons.
ACGCGAUAUCGUAAAAAUUGAAAUUUUCUGAAUUAAAUGACGCUAACUAGAAUUAUAAAUAGACGCAACUUAUACCCUACAUUGGAAAGUUCUUUGAUUAUUGGCAUAAUUAUAUUAUUUACAACUUAACAAAAGAUCGAGGCAUUUAAUUGGUAAUAACUACAUACGUAUGUACGCAUGACGUCAUAGAGUGAUCACGAGGUUUGGAAGUGUCAAGUGCCGCAAGAAGGACACUGUUUUAACAUUUAUAACUUUUGAAAUACAUAUUUAAUAUUUUAACCAUUUUAACUAUACGCUGUGCUCAACGCAUGCAACAGGUUGUUUUCUAAGGUCAAAUUAAACUUAUCUAUUAAUAUCUUUUUAAAAGGAUCAGGAGUUUAUUUCAUGAAAAAUAAAGAAAAUGGUUUAUUUUAUUGCAAUAAAAGUGUUGCUAUUUUUCACUAUAGUUCAACCAACUGUCGGUAUAUCAAAACUGAUGAAUUUCAAAAAGGACCAUGCAUUAAAUGAUAAGCUAUGUCCAUUUGCUAGUUUGGAAUUUGGACUUUUGAAGAAAUUAACAAUGUGUGCCGCCAAAUGUAGUGCUACAGAAAACUGCACGAGCUUCUUUUAUAAUAAGCAGACGACAACAUGCAAAGGUGUACCGGGGAUGAUCACUUCAGCCGUUGGAUGUGAAGAUGUCAUAAAAACAGUGUACUACAAAAACGAAGAUUAUGGAGGUUAUGGUACAAAGUGCAACGUUUCUGAAUGUAUGAUGACAAACAGCAUGUGUCUGGAAGGCGUGUGUUCUUGCCAGCCUGGCUUUAAGUAUAACCGGACAACAGGUUUCUGUGUGACAAACUGUACACUCUAUGGCGUCACGUAUAUAGAAUAUCGUGAUAGGAUAUUUAGCGAAGUCGCAUUAGCCUCUUAUUCCGAUCUUUCUCUAGAAAUGUGCAAAGCAAUUUGUUCAGAAACAAGUGCAUGUAGAAGCAUUGGUCAUAAGCCGGUGACAGGAUUGUGUAGACUAAGACCAAGCACACCUAUUGAAUAUCCAGCAUCGUUCAUUAUUAACCAAGGAGCAAACUAUUACACCCGAAACUGUGGAUAGAAUGAAACAGAGAAAAGGCUUUCUUUUCAGGAAGAAAAUAAAAACAUAUAAAGUGUGUAACAUGCAUUUGAAUAUCGCGACAAGACGACGAGUCUCUGCUUAUUUAUGUUUCAUUUGACUUUCAAAACAAGUGCAAAUUCCGGACAAACAAAGGACCAAACAAAUGUCAAAUUUAUGGUUUAUAUUUUGAAAAGAAAAAAGUACAUUUAAAGACACUUGAAUUCAAUCUCUGUUGUUAAGAUAGCAUUUUGUUUGUACCCAAAGUAUAAAUAAAAAUAAUUUGAUUUUUAUUAUGAAUGCUGCUCAUUUCUGUAUACGGAGAUUAUAGUAUAUGUGAUAGAUAAACCAGUGUAUAUAUCACACAGUGGAAACAUUCUUUCAGGUAUUCGGCGUCACACUAGACUAUA